GGAGAUGUUAAUCUCUGUGGCUCUGGGCCAGGUGUUAUCCCUUCUUAUUUGUGGAAUUGGCCUGACUAGCAAGUACCUGUCAGAAGAUUUCCAUGCCAAUACGCCAGUCUUCCAGAGUUUCCUCAAUUAUAUCCUUCUCUUCUUGGUCUAUACCACCACACUAGCCGUCAGACAAGGAGAAGAAAACCUCCUGGCAAUUUUACGACGAAGAUGGUGGAAGUAUAUGAUCCUGGGACUGAUAGACCUGGAAGCAAAUUACCUGGUGGUCAAGGCUUACCAGUACACAACUCUGACCAGUAUCCAGCUCCUGGACUGUUUUGUGAUCCCAGUUGUGAUUUUGCUCUCCUGGUUCUUCCUGCUGAUCCGGUACAAGGCUGUGCAUUUCAUCGGCAUUGUUGUCUGCAUCCUGGGAAUGGGCUGCAUGGCAGGAGCGGAUGUGCUCGUGGGAAGGCAUCAGGGAGCAGGGGAAAAUAAGCUGGUAGGAGAUCUUCUGGUCUUAGGAGGAGCCACACUCUAUGGCAUCUCUAACGUCUGGGAAGAAUACAUCAUCCGAACACUGAGCCGAGUGGAAUUCCUGGGAAUGAUUGGUCUCUUCGGUGCAUUUUUCAGUGGAAUCCAAUUAGCUAUAAUGGAGCACAAGGAGCUGUUAAAGGUGCCCUGGGAUUGGCAAAUAGGACUGCUCUAUGUUGGCUUCAGUGCCUGCAUGUUUGGUCUCUACAGCUUUAUGCCAGUCGUCAUAAAGAGAACCAGCGCCACUUCGGUUAAUCUCUCUCUACUCACAGCGGAUUUGUACAGCCUGUUCUGCGGGUUGUUUCUCUUCCACUACAAGUUUUCCGGACUUUAUCUCCUGUCGUUCUUCACCAUCCUCAUUGGGCUGGUGCUGUACUCCUCCACCUCCACGUACAUAGCCCAGGACCCCCGAGUGUACAAGCAGUUUCGCAAUCCUUCAGGACCUGUGGUGGACUUACCAAACGCAGCUCAGGCGGAGCCUUCAGUCACCUACACCAGCCUGGGCCAGGAAACCGAAGAGGAGCCCCACGUUCGUGUGGCCUAGGGUGAGGCCUAUCCUGCCCACUGAGGACAACUCGGUGGCCGUGUGUUCACCCAUCAUCUCUGUAUUGUACAUAGAGAAAGGUAUUUACAAGGUGCAGUUUGCACAGAUGGCCUGCCAGGUAGCAAAUCCUUCAAAAGCCUGUAAAAGAACAAGCUAAACAUCACUGGAGACACAGGCUCCAAUCCACCUGACCUGGAGAGAUAGAUGCCUAGCUAGUCUGUAUCCUGAUCACAAGCCCCCCGCAUCGAUUACUGUGAACAUUUUUGAAUCAAAAGCAAGUAUUAUUGUUAUGAUUGUUUGUAUUAUUAUUGUUACUAUUAUUACACCAACUUUCAGGAGGAUGUUUUGUACUCCUGAUGGGAACUAUUGGCAGACCCACAUGUAGUCAACAUAAAUCCCACUUUUCUAAGGGAAGUCACUUUUUAAGAAUCAUACUUUAUUUUUUUGCACAGACUAUAUGAGUGAUGCAUGCCACAGGAGCUCCACCCCUGAGAAAUUUCCUUCUAGGGAACUGGUGGCCGAUGGUUUCCUCUGUUACCUGUUGGAUUGCCUGCCUGCUCAAUAAGUAUUUUGCGCUGUGACCCUUGUGGGGAGGGGCAACUGACCAUAUAAUUCUCUAUUCUAGGAAUAGAUAUAAAACAAACAUUUUAGCCUUUUUAUAUUUCAAUCUCUGAUUACUCCAGGCCAUUGCCUUCCUGUUGUGCCACAUGAUUCUGCUAAUCAAGUCCCUGUAAUAACAGGAUAAGGACUGUUCCAUUUCUGUGGCUUAUGGAAAACCCCAGAAAUAAUAUAAUUUGUGUUUUGGGUAAUAUAUUUUUUAAAAAUCUUUCUGACCCUCCCUAUAUAUUGUCUUCAAAAACCAUUUUUUAUUUUACCUUUUUUUUUUUUCUAGAUUUCUGUAGUGAUAAUUUGGAAAUUAAUCAAGGCACUGGAAAAAGCCGUGGUUUUCUGCCCGCUUAUUUGUGUGACUCCCUUUUUGAAAUAGACUAGCACGUAAAGUACCCUUAUUGCAGAGUAUCACUGAUUGUGCCACCUCUUAACAAAGUCAAGGUGCCGAUAUGGAGCAGUCUCUGAAAAUAGCCUAAUUGAUCCGGCCACUUUGUAGUGGUAAAGAUGUCACCAUUGAAAAGGUCUGGCAUUUCGGUCAUAUUUGGCAUUCAUUCAAUAGCAGAAUAUAUUGAUACAACAUUCUUAGGGAUACAGAGAAUAUUACAGGGUCCUGAUAAGGCUUUGAGUGAUUUGUCACUAGUCUAAUCUGUUGCCCUUAAAAUAGCCCUUUUUCAAACACAGGAAACUAGGAAACACCACAGACCUCUGUAAUUUAAAAUAGAUUCUGUGUGUCAGUAUGUGAAGUACUCUUUAAGUUUGGCUGCCUUCAAUACCUUCCAUAAAGAUCCUUGAUGGAGUUACACAGUUUGUAAAGGAAAAAUAAAUGUUUAUGAAACUUUGAGCAAUUCAAAUCAAUACAAGCAUACUUCAAAAAGUUUGUGAAAAAAUAGAAUUAAAAGAUAGUGGGAAUCUUUCCAUGAACUUUUUGAGGUAUCCUCUUGUAUCUUAAGCAAGCAAGCAAAGCAAAACACCAGUGGGGGCUCUGCAAAGUAGAAGGACAGACUGCAGUGCAGUCAGGACUCCCAAAGAGCCUGUGCGAGGCCUCAAUAUGGCAGGCGAAAGCAUCCCAUGGUGUCCAUCAGCACCCACAUGGCCUGUCUGCUUGCCUUCUACACAGGGUGGGUGCCACCCUUGGAGAUGGGGAAGAAAAACUGUCUUCUCUGAUAUGCAGAUUUCAUGGUCAUCUCAGUUCAGCCCCCUUAGAAACAUGUUUUAUUUUCUUUCGGGGGGGAAAGAAAUCAAUGUUAAAGCUAUAUCAAAUUAAAACAACUUUGCCAACAUCUGCUC
Molecule: messenger RNA, 2950 nt
Organism: Galeopterus variegatus (Sunda flying lemur)
Lineage: Eukaryota; Metazoa; Chordata; Mammalia; Dermoptera; Cynocephalidae
Gene: SLC35F1
Product: solute carrier family 35, member F1
Exons: 7
Coding region: 5-1054 (349 amino acids)
Biological process (GO): transmembrane transport
Cellular component (GO): membrane
Molecular function (GO): transmembrane transporter activity
Source: RefSeq, a predicted model, not a curated record